AUGUGUAGUUAUUUGUUAUUAUGCAUUACAAUCACUAUUUCUUUCGUGAACGCUCAAAAACAAGAAGGCUAUAAACUCGAUCCACUAACAUCGUACGUAAUUCUUGCACCGAAUCGCAUCAGAGCGAAUGAACUUGUACAAAUAAGUGUAUCCAUAUUUGAAUUACUCUAUGAACAGCUAACAAUACGAUUGGCCAUUAAAGUUAAUUCAACUGAAAUUAUAUCUAGUCGAGAAGUAUUUAAAUCUCCUGGGACGAGAAUUAUGCAAUUAAAAGUACCCAAUUAUGCUCGAACUGGGACGUACUGGUUACAUGUUGAAGGUUCUAUUGUAUCCAAUACUUCCAUUUUAUUUUCAAAUCUUACAAAACUAACAUUUUCUGAACAAUCAGAAUCAAUCUUUAUACAUGUUAGUAAACCAAUCUACCAUCAAAGUCAAAUAGUCAGAUUUCGUGUUAUUCCAAUGCUUCCAGACUUAACUCCUGCCUAUGGUUCUCUGGUUAGUAUUGAUGUACUUGAUGCAUCAGGGAAUUUAUUUAAACGAUGGUUAAAUCCAAUGACAAAUAUUGGAGGUAUAAUUGAAUUAGAUUUUCCAUUAUCCGAUCAAGUUCAUGAAGGUGUUUGGUUAAUACGUGCUAAUCAUGAAAGAUUUUCAGCUGAAAAAACAUUUCAAGUUAAAGAAUAUUGGCGACCUUUAUGGGAUGUAAAUGUAACUCUUCCACUUAGAAUAACUGAUAAUCAACUUGGCCUUUAUGGUUUAAUAUCUGCAAAUUAUACUAGUGGAAAAGCUGUUAAAGGCAAUGCUACCGUAUUAAUUCAACUAAGGAAAUCGGGAGCUGAUCGUUGGACUAACCCACCUCGAGCUGAAUUCAGACGUUACUUAUUAGCAUUAGAUGGUAUUGGAGAUUUUCUACUACCUAUGUCUGAAAUACGUCAAGCUAUAAGUAGUUCUACAACAGAUUCUUCUUUAGCUAAUACAGAAAUUUGGGUAAAUGUAACCUAUUUUAAUUGGUGGGAAAAAACUCAUCGAACUGGUUGGGCAUUUACAAAAGUAUAUUCUUCUAAUCCAUUGAUUAAAUUUCUUGGCGGUAUGGUUCGACCUUUUAAACCUAAUAUGUAUUUCACUGUUUACUUGGUUGUUUAUAUGGCAGAUGGUAGUAUGGUAAAAUAUAGUGGAAAUCGUAAAGUUACACUCUCAUUCUAUUGUCUUGAUAAUACUUUUGAAAAACAAAUCACUCUGCCUAUAUCAGAUGAUGGUGUAAUACGUUAUACUUAUAGACCAACUGGAGAUGGUUGUAUCACUUAUAGAUUAGAAGCUAGGUACAUUGAUGAAACAGAUCGAAUUUUAUCAAAUGAUCAACAACGUUUAUUUGCUGUGAACUCUUAUUCCGGUGCAUAUUUACAGUUAUCAACAUCAACUUUUUCACCUAAAGUAAAUGAAUAUAUGGUUAUACAUGUACAAACUAAUUAUCCUACUGAUAAAAUACAUUAUGUGGUUGUUUCUAACGGAAAUAUUUUAGCAACUGAUCAAUUACGUAUGCCAAAUGCAGUUACAUCACGUACAUUUUCAAUUGCUGUAUCACGUUACAUGUUUCCAAUAUCACAUAUUGUGGCAUAUUUUAUUAAAGACAAUAGCGAAAUUGUAUCAGAUUCAUUGACAUUUUAUGCGAAUUAUACACAUUUGAAUAAUGUACAAAUGCAAGUUAAUCGUGGAAAAGAUUUAAAUCAAGACACAUUAGAAAUCAGAGGUUAUGCUAAACCUGGAUCUUAUAUAGCAUUCAGCGUAAUGCAUGCUGAUUUGUACGCUAUUGGUGGUGCUUCAUUUCUACGAGAAUAUGAUAUUGUCGAUGAAUUAAUGACAUAUGAACAACAUAGUCAAGCACCAUUGGUUCAUACAUGGUAUGAAGAUUUUAAAGAUAUUAAACGUAUCUAUUUACCGACAUCCAGUAAUGGAGCAGAUACCAAUAGUACAAUGAAUUCAUCCGGUUUAAUUAUAUUCACUGAUGCUAAUUUCACUAAAGCGAAUUUUUAUCAUACAUGUAAUGAAACUGAGAACCCUGCACGUGCCUUACCAUGCUACUCUCUUACUGGUCGAGAUUGUUAUUCAAGAAGUGAACGAUGUGAUGGGAUCAAUCAAUGUGCUACUUGGAUUGAUGAAAUGGACUGUCCAGAAAAUGAAACUAAAAAUCCCCAACCAUUACGUCUAAUAAAUACAUUUGAUAUAUUAAAUCGUCAAUGGAAUGAUGGUGCUUGGUUAUGGCAUAGUACAUUUGUCAAAGCUGAUGGACAAAUUCAAUUUCGUGUUGAUCUACCAAAAAUGAAUGCUGACUGGGUAGCUGGUGCAUUUUCAGUUGACAGUGAAUUAGGUUUAGCUUUAAUGCAACAACCUUAUUUAUUUUCUGGCACAAGACGAUUUUAUAUGACAGUUGAACUACCUGAAGAAGCUGUCUGGGGUGAACAGAUCGGUGUUCGUGCUUGUCUUUUUAAUAAUUGGAACUAUUGGAUUGAGGCCUUAGUAGAAGUAAAACCAAGUCCUGAUUUACGUAUUAUUCAAGUUGGAUUAGAAGGACGUGUAUCAGCAUAUGCACCAGAAGUAUCUAUAAAUAAAGCUGUCCAAUCAUUAGCUUAUUUAGAAGCUGGUACUUCUCGUUAUAUUUAUAUGCCAGUUUCGCCGAAACUACCUGGGAAUACUUCAUUUACAAUAUGUGCAUAUAGUUUUAUCGGUUCCAAUUGUGAAACACAUACAAUAUAUGUUCGUAUGAAUGGUGUAACAAAUUACUAUCAUACUGCAAGUUUCUUAGAUUUAACAAGUUCCAGUACAUUAUUUGUAAAUAAUUUCAAAAUUAUUGUUCCACAAAAAUUUACUAUACCAGAAAGACGUCUACAUCGUUUUGUACCUGGAUCACAAAAAGCUAUUCUUAGUGUAGUUGGUGACUUUAUCGGUCCAGCUUUAAGUGAAAAAUUUCAAUAUGCUGAUACACAAAAUAUUUUACGCUACAAUAUGAAUUUGCUGCUUUAUUUACAUGGUGCUGGACACUUACCAUAUUCAGUAUUGGAAAAUGGAUUAAUUUAUUGUUCUGUUGUAUUACAAAAAGGAUUUUCAUAUUUUAAUCCGAAAAUUGGUGCAUUUUCUAAUUUUAGAGAUCGUUUAGAUGAAACUGAUCCACUAGUUACAGCCAUUGCAUUAUGGAGUUUACUAUUAACCAGGCAAACUCAAUGGAAUCGUUUAAUUUACGUAGAUGAUAAUACAUUUGUUAGUAUUAUUAAUUAUUUAAAACAAACACAACAAUUCAGUUCAUAUGAUAAUGAUAUAAAUAAUCAAACAAUAGUUGAUAUUCGAUUAUCUGGUAGUUGGAAUAUUUCUAAUGUUAUAGAUAGACGAUUUUCUCCUAUAAUUAAUAAAACUAAAUGGCCUGAUUUAAUUGAUCAAGAAUGUCAUCGUCGAAUACCAUCAACAGCUAUGGUUAUUAUUGCAUUACGUUCAACUGAACGUACUUUACCUAGUGGAGUUGGUGCAGAUAAAGCUGAAAGAAUUGUUUCUGAAGCUGUUAAAUUUCUUAGUCGACAUAUAUUAAAUGUUGAUGAUUUAUUUUCACAAAUGAUUGGUACAUAUGCUUUGAAAGUUGCUGUGGAUGCAACAUCACAACAUAAAAUAUCACAUGCAUUGAAACGAAUUGAAGCAUUUCGUCAAAAAGGUGAUUAUGUCUACUAUGCUAAUUAUAGAAUACCUCCACCAAAAUGGGAAUUAGAUCAAGCUGGUAGACGUAUUGAAAAUCCUCGUUUAGAAAUGCCUAAUGAUGGUUAUGGUGUUUUAUGUUCAAGUAUUUAUUUCUUGUUAAAACAUGAAUUAGGUGAAUGGUCAUUUCGUUCAUCUGAGGCAUUAGAUAUGGUUCAUUGGUUAGCUAGUGAACGAAAUCAUGUCGCUGGAUUUGCAAGUACUUUUGACUCACUUUUCGCAAUGCAUGCAUUAAGAAAAUUUGCAUUGGCUGAUACGAAUCGUGCUUUAUAUCGAAUGGCUAUAGAUGAGAAAAUUUCUUCAAUGAGUACAUGGACAAAUCGUAUUUAUAUAGAUACUCACAAUUAUUCAACUGUUACGCAUACAACGUUUCCAUCAGAUAAUGUAUGGGGUGAUAUUACAAUGAAAUUAGAAGGUACUGGACGUGUUCUAUUACAAUUAGAUGCAGAAGUCAAUGUAGAAUAUAAAGAAAUGCAAAAAAUGCCUAAAAAUCCAUUAGAUACAGAACAAGUAUAUAGAAGUUUUGAAAUUGAAUGUACACCUGGUUUUUUAAGUCGUAAUAAUUCUAUUAUGAUUAUGACUGCAUGUGGAAGAUGGGUUGGAACUACGGGUAUUGAACCAUUACCUCAAAGUGGGAUGGCUGUAUUCGAAAUUGGACUACCAACAGGUUUCAUAGUUUUAAAUGAUGAUCUAAGACGAUAUGUAAAUAGUCUUAUGGUUCCAAAUCUACGCUAUGCACGUGCCAAUUCUAGAUAUGUACAUUUCUUUUUCGAUACAAUUACACCGGAUAAAACAUGCGUACAGUUUACAGCUGAACGUUAUUAUCCGGUGGCGAAUAUAACGCAGCAGCACAGAUGCUCAGCUUAUGAAUAUUAUGAACCAGGUCGUUAUAAUAAUUCAUUAUAUAAUGUUGUUUCAUUAUAUACAAAUAAUAUCUGUAAUGUAUGUGGUAGUUUCGCUUGUCCAUAUUGUCCUGAUUAUAAUUUAUCUAAGAAACGUAUUAAAUUAUCAAUGUCUAUGAUUUGUUUAAUAUUUUUAAUAAGAUGGAUAUUAUUCUAUAUAUUCAAUGUUUACAAUUGA
Messenger RNA from Schistosoma mattheei, 4812 nucleotides. NCBI's taxonomy places the organism in Eukaryota, Metazoa, Platyhelminthes, Trematoda, Strigeidida, Schistosomatidae. The record is from the annotation of a GenBank genome assembly.